AUGGAUGGAUGGAUGGAUGGAUGGAUGGGGGCACCGCGAGCGGAACGGCGGCCCCGUGCGUGCGGUGCCGCCUGCGGGCGCUGUUCCGGGCCUCCGCCAGCCCUCCUCGCUCACGUGCCCGCCGCACCUUCCCGCAGCUCCAUGUAUUACGACGAGGACGGGGAUCUUGCCCACGAGUUCUACGAGGAGACGAUCGUCACCAAGAAUGGGAGGAAGCGUGCCAAGCUGAAGAGGAUCCACAAGAACCUGAUACCUCAGGGCAUAGUUAAGCUGGAACACCCUCGCAUUCACGUGGAUUUCCCUGUGAUCAUCUGUGAGGUGUGACUGCUGGGUGCUGCUGCCCGUGGGCGAGACGGACCCGAGUGUCCCCGCGCGAGGCUGCCCUGUGUUCCCAGCGAAGGAGGACGCUGAGACAUGGACUGUGGCUCUCCCUCGCCCAAAGGCCAGGCAGGACGGAGCAGGCUUGGCUGGGCUGUACUUGGCUGCUGCUCCUCGGAGGAGAUGGGUGCCCUCGUGCAACUACAUAAAAACAUCCUCGCUUGAGUCAAAAGACUUAAAAUACCUUUUGUAGCCUCUAGCCGACGUUUGGAUGGGUAACUGGAACUGCACACGUGCUGCUGUGUGAGCUGUUAAAGGGAGAGCAAGCCUACACUUCUCGCCAAAAUCCCUUGCUUCUCAGGUAUGCAGCCCAGGGAGAGCCAGGGCAAGGUGACUCUGCCCAGAAGUUAAAUGGCUGGUGUUGCAGCUGCGCUCAGUCUGGCCUGGUCACUACACAGUGCUCCCCAGCAGGUCUGUCCACAGAAGAUAAUCGGAAGCUGGUGUAGAAAUGCAUCCAGCUGAGUGCUGCGCUCCUCUUGGGAUGGGGCAGAGGUAGGAUGCGGUUAUCCUGGCCACCUGUCUCUUCCUUGUGUGUGUUCCCUGCUUAACACUGGUUCUGGGGACUGCUGCUUGCACCACUGGCCCUGAGAUCUCUGCGGUGCGGAGCCAUCUGGGUUCCCCAGCAGCAUCUGCCUGCCCUGUCUGCCCGCUUGUGCUGUGGGAGCGAUUUGCUCCUGUCGAGCACAGUACUUCCCAAUGGGAACAGUCUCAGCAGGGCCAGGUGGGAAGGAAAUCAUCACUUCCCUCCCCAUUCCUCUCAAACAAUCAGUCAGUAGGCCUGCCCUGGCUUGGAAAUCUCCCUGGCGAUGUGAACUAUGGUUCCUCCCUCGCCCCGUGCCCCAGCUGGCGGCGGGAGGAGAAAUGUGAUGCACUUUAAAGGGAGGCUUUCUGCCCUGUCUGGGAAAGCCCUGCUCUCUUCUCUUCUCCCCCACUUGAGCAGAUUGGUGCAGAUUGGCCUCGGCUGUGCUGCAAAAUUCUUCACCUCUGCACACAGGUCCUGGGCUCCGAGCUGGCUGCUGCUGGGCUGGGGAGCAGCCUCACUGCUCAGCCUCACUGCGCGUGAGGAAGGGGCUCGAGGACAACCUGUGUGUCCACCCCGGGGCAUUGAGUGCAGAUUUUGCCCAGCUUGCAGCCUGCUCCCACAGUAGCCAGCUUGCAUCCCCUCCUUUUUUUGUCCCAGAACUUAUUUGCUUUCUGAGCACUUCAGACGUUCGCUACCUCGAUUUUUGAUUUAAGCUGCCAGCUCUUGGCUGCCGGCCCUAUCGGCGUCCGCAUUGGAUGUAUCCAUCUC
Meleagris gallopavo (turkey) is the source of this 1669-nucleotide messenger RNA. Lineage: Eukaryota; Metazoa; Chordata; Aves; Galliformes; Phasianidae. The record is from RefSeq and is a predicted model, not a curated record.